Messenger RNA from Lecanosticta acicola, 1879 nucleotides. Lineage: Eukaryota; Fungi; Ascomycota; Dothideomycetes; Mycosphaerellales; Mycosphaerellaceae. The record is from the annotation of a GenBank genome assembly.
AUGAGCGGCUCUGACUCCACAGCCUCCCGCCAGCCCCCGGAGGCUUCGCCUGCGUCUGCCGACCAACGGCAACCGCAACAACCACAACAACAACACCCUCACGCACAGAGGUAUGUCGGUGCCGAUCCACUUUCCAUUGGCUCGCCCAAGACAACGCGAGCUGACACGCCCGGUAGCGCACCGUUUCAAUCUCAACUCGAAUAUCUCGCCCAGAGUCAACAGCAUCAAUCUCCCCAGAACAUGAUCCAGUAUGGCCAGCAGGCUUUCGAUAUGGGAGCCCUGGCUGGUGCUCUCCCAGGGGCUGGCCAGCCUCCCAUGACCGGGCGUUCAUAUGUCAGCCCAGAUCCAUCGACUCUCGCUUCUCCCCAUCUAUACCAACCCGGCCAGGCCAUGUACCCACCUCAGCGCGGUCCCCAGUUCGCCGACCCAGCAGCUUUGGCUAGAGCACAGCAGCAACACAUGAUGGGAGGACAGUAUAUGGGACCCGGUCCUCUUCAGGUGCGGCCACAGGGCUUUCCUAUGCAACCCCAACUUCCUUACUCUCCCGUCGACCCCUAUGGCUACGGCAUGAGCCAUGGAAACUUCUCCCCCAUGGACCCCCGAUUCGCGCAGCAGCCCUUCAUGAUGCCGCCGGGAAUGGCUACCGAUCUCUGUAAUGCUCAGGUCUGUUCAUGUUCGUGAUCAAUUGCUGACUACUUCUCCAGCCCAGUUCACCCGUCGAUGCUCGGCAGCAGAGGCUGGACCCAUUCCCAACUUUCCGCGAGGGCCUCCACGCAAACCUAAGCAAUCGGGGCAUGCUCUGUGGGUCGGAAACCUGCCUCCCCAGGCUGUGGUCACGGAUCUGAAGGAUCACUUCUCGAGAGAUGCGACGCAGGACAUUGAGAGCGUGUUCCUGAUUGCUAAGAGCAACUGCGCGUUUGUCAACUACAAGAGUGAGGCGGCAUGCGUGGCUGCGAUGAAUCGCUUCCACGACUCCAGGUUUCACGGUGUUCGACUUGUUUGCCGGCUUCGACGAGGCACUACGCCAAGCUCCACCGCGACACCGACUGAACCGCUAUCCGAUUCUCCUCCUGCAAGCGCCGGACAAUCUCGCUCACCGGCGCCGGUCGUCGAUAGCACCCCCGAAGACUCUCAUGGACCAACAAUCGCACGUAGUCAGUCGGACCAGAGCGGGACGUCACCCAGUGCGACCGGUCCGUCUGAGCCGGCGCCCGGGGAGAAGGUGCCCGAGAAGUACUUCAUUGUCAAGAGUCUGACCGCGCAGGAUCUGGAAGCAAGUGUACGGAACGGCAUAUGGGCCACGCAGUCCCACAAUGAGAACGCGCUCAACAAGGCUUACGACCAGGCUGAGAGUGUCUAUCUAAUCUUCUCUGCCAAUAAGUCUGGCGAGUACUUCGGGUACGCGCGCAUGGCUUCUAUGAUCUCUGGCGAACCUGUCAAUCUGUCCUCCGCCCAAGCCCCUGACGAAUCUCCCACUCCAGACUCCGCGGGCUCACCGCAGUCGAUUCCUACCCCAGCAACUGCCACGGCACCAAAAGGACGAAUUAUCGACGACUCAGCACGCGGCACCAUUUUCUGGGAGGCAGAUCACACCGACAGCGGCGAAGGCUCGCCAGCGAAGGAGGGGAGUUCUCCCGGCCAGAAUUGGGGCAAGCAAUUCCAGAUCGAAUGGAUGUCAACGACCCGCCUACCGUUCUACCGCACGCGAGGAUUGCGCAAUCCAUGGAACGCUAACCGAGAAGUGAAGAUCGCCCGCGACGGCACUGAAUUGGAGCCCAGCAUUGGCCGACGUCUGGUGCAGAUGUUUCACCGCCCUUCCCCAUCUUCCUCUACCGGACCCGCAGGCGGUGCUCCGGGUGGCAUGCCUUAUGCGCGAUGA